This is a messenger RNA of Talaromyces stipitatus ATCC 10500, 495 nucleotides long. RefSeq lists its product as uncharacterized. The record is from RefSeq and is a predicted model, not a curated record. The transcript has 2 exons. NCBI's taxonomy places the organism in Eukaryota, Fungi, Ascomycota, Eurotiomycetes, Eurotiales, Trichocomaceae. The coding region runs from base 1 to 495 and encodes 164 amino acids.
AUGUCCCUGGUGACAAGAAGGAGGCUCGCAUUGGUAUUGGCACAGGCGCUACUGCAGUUGAGCGAGAACCCAUGGCUGGCCAAGAAAUGGAACAAGGAGCAUAUCACUUUCUUCUAUGAAUCUCUUGGUGCACUCGUAUUGACUAAACCUUACUUGUCAUCUGUCUUCAGUGCUGACCAAGGCGGCGGGGAUGAUGGGCUCGAUAUCAAUCAAUUCUACCCUUGUCCCAGCAUCCUAUCUUUGGGGAUUCUCCUGAUUGAACUCGAGACAGUAAAGACCAUCGAAUCGUUCCGUAUCCCGGACGAUCUGACGGACGGUGUAGAGGUGAACGCGAAUACUGACUGGGCCACUGCUGAUCCUUGCCUUGAUACUCCUUGGGUUUCUGCUGGUCAACGAGUAAGUCUGGGGGACGCUGGUACCCGUGAUGGUUUUACUCGGGACGUUGUCAAACCGUUGGAAGAGGAACUAGCAUUUCUUUCGCGAGCACGCAUGUAG